Molecule: messenger RNA, 564 nt
Organism: Vicia faba (fava bean)
Lineage: Eukaryota; Viridiplantae; Streptophyta; Magnoliopsida; Fabales; Fabaceae
Source: the annotation of a GenBank genome assembly
AUGACGUUCACCGUCGCCACCAUCAGCACCGGCGCUACAUGCGGCGGUGCUGGAAUCCUCUACAACAACACCACUACAACAACACCCUACACCCCUCUCUCCCACAUCACCCUCCCAUCAUCCUCCUCAAAAAGAAGAACCCUUCAUAUAGUUUCAGCUAAAAAGUUUUCUUCUCGUUCUAGAAGGAAGCAGCCAACAACCACCACGACCGCUGAUCAGGAGUCGCAACCAACGAAUGAGGUUGAAAUACCCUUUUACUCCGAUGAAGAUUGGCCGUUUCCGUAUAGACCUCCAGGUACCUCGAAGGAGCCUGAUUUCUUUGAAGGUCCUCAGUGGGACACUGUUGGGUUCAUUGGAGAGUGGUUGUGGAUUCUUGGUGGUGUUUUCGCGGUAUUUGGUGGUGGGUAUGCUGCCAUAAAUUACAAUCUAGGAGCAUCAGAUUUCAAGAACACUCCUGCAUACAAGGAAUCUGUUCAGUCUCAAGAACUUUUAGAACAACCCGAAACAUCUGAAUCAGAUAUCUUCGAGUCAAAUCCUACAGAGGUAGCUCCUAGUUUGAACUAG